Messenger RNA from Chenopodium quinoa (quinoa), 1565 nucleotides. RefSeq names its product TVP38/TMEM64 family membrane protein slr0305-like. Bases 258 to 1295 code for a protein of 345 amino acids. Lineage: Eukaryota; Viridiplantae; Streptophyta; Magnoliopsida; Caryophyllales; Amaranthaceae. The transcript is spliced from 7 exons. The record is from RefSeq and is a predicted model, not a curated record.
UACUAGAUGAAGGAAAAUUGUGGUCAGUAUAAGCAGGGAUAUUCCUUUUCCCCAGAGCACCCUCCAGAAGAUCACUCUAACACUGCUCCUCCUAAAACUUCGAACUACACUUUUGUCAAACAGACCUCCACUCAUAUUUCCAUGGCACUCACUCUUCUUCCACCACCUUCUUCAUCAUUCUCUUGAACUUUCCCAGAAAAAUUCAACAAAAAUUCAGCAAGAAAACUGAACAAAAAGGGUCUCAAAAACCCAGAAAAAUGCGGAGUCUCUUAAUCCUAAGACCACCAUCACCAUACAUUUCUUCUCUCUCCUCCUCCAAUUCGCCGUCUUCUUCUCUCUCUCCCCCACCUACAACCACCAGAAGUAGCAGAACCUGCGGCAGGUUGACGCGGCGGUUUCAAUUUCUGAGUCCUUCUUGUUCUUCUUCGAAGAAACAGCAGCAACAAACUUCGCAAACUACUCUUCAGAAAUCUCCUCCUCCUCAAAGUCUUCGACGUUUGUUGAAUUGGAAUCCAAAACCAGAAGAUGAUGAUACGAAAUCCGAUGAUUCGGGUUCGAAAGAUGGGGUGGAAGAGGGUGAAUUGGAAGGUGAUACCGCCAUUAAAGGUACUAUUGUUGCUGGGUUGUUGUUAGUUGGUGUUGUUGGUGGGUUUGGAGCAGCUGGGUAUUUUUAUAGGGAUCAGAUUAAUAGUUUCUUGACUCAGUUUUCUACGUUGAUUGAAGGUUAUGGGCCAGCAGGAUAUGCAUUAUUUGUGCUUGUAUAUGCCGGACUUGAGGUUCUUGCAAUUCCGGCUAUUCCAUUGACAAUGUCUGCCGGUCUUUUAUUUGGUUCUGUCACUGGAACUGUACUUGUUUCCAUAAGUGGAACAUUAGCAGCAAGCAUUGCUUUUCUAAUUGCAAGAUACUUUGCCCGUGAGCGAAUAUUGAAACUUGUUGAAGGAAACAAAAAGUUCAAAGCAAUUGAUAAAGCCAUUGGAGAGAAUGGUUUCAGAAUUGUUGCCCUCCUUCGCUUGAGUCCCUUGCUUCCCUUUUCCCUAGGGAAUUACUUGUAUGGACUUACGUCCGUCAAAUUUGUCCCCUAUGUUUUGGCAAGUUGGUUGGGGAUGCUUCCAGGGACAUGGGCGUAUGUGAAUGCCGGAGCUUUUGGUCGGGCGAUUAUUCAAGAAGAAACCGGUGUUGGUGUGACAGGAGGAAAUGGUCAACUUCUUACAUUGGGGCUGGGAUUAUUAGCAACAGCUCUAGCUGCUUCUUAUGUCACAAAACUGGCCAAGGAUGCAAUGAAGGACAUUGAAUGAAAGAGAAGCACGAAUGUACGUAGGCUGUAAAAUCUAUAGGUUACAAUUUUAUCAUGUAAAUUAAACAAUAGAAUUAUUAUCAAAAAUCUUAGUUCAAGUUUAUUUCUUUUACAGUAAUUGAUUUAUUAAUUCACAUGAAAUGAUGGAGAAGGUAUUUACCCAAAAAAAAAGUGAACAAAUGAACGUCUGAAACUCAUUUUUGACCUUGAAAUAUUUGAAUGUUCUGCUCCAGUUCAUAUUCAUGAAAUUCAUGUGAACUGAACCUUCUUA